Messenger RNA from Fusarium venenatum, 2802 nucleotides. RefSeq lists its product as uncharacterized. Gene Ontology annotation, biological process: chromatin remodeling; regulation of DNA-templated transcription. Gene Ontology annotation, cellular component: nucleus; chromatin. NCBI's taxonomy places the organism in Eukaryota, Fungi, Ascomycota, Sordariomycetes, Hypocreales, Nectriaceae. The record is from RefSeq and is a predicted model, not a curated record.
AUGGCUUCACCCAACCCCGAUCCUCCCGCCGCCGAUUCUCCAUCGCGUGAUGUCACCACAGAGAAGGAACAAAAGUCGGAAGUUAAUGGGCAUGCGACUCCUGAUAAGUCAAACGACGCGCCUGAAUCCACAUCAGUUAAUGGCGACGACAAGACAGACGAUCACCCAGUCGCUAACGGUGUGAGCAAGGAUGUCGAGAUGGCGGAUAGUGAUGAAAAGAAGGCUUCUCCUUCCCCAUCCCCACCCAAGGACGACGCUGCAGAGGCCAAGGACAAGUCUGACAGUGCCGAGGCGAAAGAGCUGGGCGAUAAGGAGUCGGGCGAAUCCAAAGCUGCUGAAGACGAGCCAGCUGCUGCAUCUGAAGAUGUUGAUAUGGCAGAUGCUUCACCAGCAGACAAACCUCAAGAUGACAAGCCCGCGCAAGACGUGUCUGCUAAAAAAUCUGUCGAGGAAGACGCUAAAGAUGUUGAUAUGACAGAGAAGCCUGCUGAUGCGCCUGAGAAGACCGACGCAACUGAUGACAAGGCGACCACGUCAAAAAAUGCUGUGGCCGAUGCCCCUGAGGCCGACGAGCAGCCCGCCAGCCUAUCUCAACUUACGAUUGAUGGCAAUGAUGUUGAUGGCCCCAAGCCUUCUGUCGAUAGCAAUGAUGUUGACGCCCCCAAACCCUCCACCGAAGUGUCAAUGCAAGAUGCGCCGGCCCUCGACACUUCUACUGGUUCCAAAGUCGCGCGUGAACGUGAGGAGGAUUCCGCAGAUGAGCCUGCACCCAAGCGAGCCAAGACAGAGCCCAAGUCUGAGGAACCUGCCGACGCUAUGGCACCCGCUCCCAAGACUGAAAUCGCUAUUAAGAACGAAACAGCUCCCAACGAGUCGGCUCCUGAGCAGGAAUUGUCACGCUUCUCUGGCCUUGAGCGAUGGAACGAUACCAAAUAUAAGGAGCAGAAGCUUACCGCUCAUCAGCGACGCGAGUUCCGUAAGGUGCUUGGACGUGUGAAGAAGACCAAGUCGGGCGGGCACUUCAAAGAUGCUGUCCCGAAGCUGUGGCCACAACUCGCCGAUAGCUAUCUGUCCAAGAUCGAUAAGCCAACUGAUUUAUCAGAGAUUGACCGGACCCUGCGCGAUGCCGUGUACACCACUAUUGGCGACUUCCAAAAUGACUUGGUUCUCAUGUACGACAACACUCAAACCUUCAAUGGCACCUUGCACGAAGUAACGACUUCGGCGUUCAAUGCCAUCCGAGAUAUUUGGGAGAACAUCAUUCAGAUCCCGGCGGAAGAAGCGGUCAAGCCGAAGUCUGCCCCUAAGCCUAAACCUCCUCGUGAGCCGCGCAUCAGCUCCUUGGGUGACUCAGUUGCCCGUAAACCAUCUGCCGGACCUGGCACAAGUCCUGCUGCCGAGAGUGUGUCAUCAAAGCCAAGGCAUGGAUCUCAAGAAGCUGCUGCGGUGGCGACGGCGUCAGAGUUGCGUCGUGCUUCCAAUGCAACUGAAGGCGAUCGUCCCAAGAGAACUGUUCGUGCUCCCAAAUCCAAGGAUAUCGACUACACAACAAAGCCUUCGCGCAAAAAACUCAAGCCUGAGUUGCAGUUUUCCGAGGAAGUAUUGAGUGAAAUGAUGCACCCAAAGAACACGGCACUCAACUCCUGGUUCAUGGACCCUGUCGAUGCCGAAGGAUUGAACAUCCCCCACUACUACUCCAUCAUUAAGAAGCCCAUGGAUCUCAACAAGAUUUCCCGAAUGCUGAAGAAUGGUGAUAUAACCAGUGUCAAGGAGUUUGACAAGAGUGUGCGGUUGAUCUUUACCAACUGCUACACCUUCAAUGGCAGCGUUGACCAAGGAAACUCUGUGUCUUAUGUAGCCUCACAGUUGGAAGGGUACUACAACAAUUUGAUGAAGGACAAGGAUGCUUGGUUGGCAAGAUAUGCCAAGGCCAAUGCUCCUGCUCCCGGUAGUGAUGAUGAGGACGAAGAUGAAGAUGAGGUUGAGGGCGUUGAACCUGCAGGCCCCCCUGGUGCGGACCCGACUAAGGAAGUGCGUGACCUGGAAGCCAAGUUGCGGGAAGAAAGCGGGAAGCUCACUGACCUUUUCGCCGCCGAGACGCCGAACGAGAGUAUGAUUUCCAUUCAGCAGACCAUUGUUGGUGUUGUGCAGGAUAGUCUCCUCAAGGCGAAACAGGCCCUCAGUCAGUACCGCUCAAAGAAUCAGGACAAGCCUACAAAGAAGGCCGCCAAGCCUAGCAAGCCCAAGCCCAGUGGCUCUGUGCCUCGCAAGCCUAGCGGAACUGUGCCCCAUCCCAAGAAACCCAGUGGCUCCAAGAAGGCUGUCUCCAAGAAGACCCUGACAGCAGCGGACAAGGACGCGAUUGCUUCGGCCAUCAACGACCUUGACGGUGCACAACUCGAUCGUGCCAUCGAUAUCAUCAAGCGAGACACAGGCCAGAACGAGAACACUGACGGAGAGCUGGAGCUGGAUAUUGACCAGCUUAGCAAUGAGGCAUUGCUCAAGCUGUGGGAACUGUGUAGGAAGGUGCUCCCAGGAUUUGGUAAGGACUCUAACGUACCAUCUUCUCCUGAAGCAUCCCGAGCGGCGCCUCCCAAGCAUUCCAAGUCGUCGUCGACGUCGGCAAAGCCCAAGAAGAACAAACCCAUGAGUGCUCGUGAGCAGGAGGAGCGCAUCGCACAGCUUCGCGGCCUUCGUGAUCUGUACAGACCUGGCCAAGAGCCCGGAGACGCCCAGCCUGUGCUGCAAGCCCCCACACCCACCGCCGAAUCCAGUGAUGAAUCGGAUUCGGAGGAAGAGUAA